Messenger RNA from Drosophila arizonae, 1510 nucleotides. Its product is annotated as proteasome subunit alpha type-2 pseudogene. The record is from RefSeq and is a predicted model, not a curated record. Lineage: Eukaryota; Metazoa; Arthropoda; Insecta; Diptera; Drosophilidae.
AUACUUCAAUACUCAUCAAAAAUAAAAAUAUAUUUUGUAAUAAUUGGACAUAAUGUAUUCUUCGGAUAUAGAUGAAACCAACCGAUAUUGCUACAAUCUGUGCACAUUUAAUCCAUUCGGGGAGGUGAAGCAGGUGGACUAUGCCAACACUUGUGCCAUGAAGGGUGAGCCGGCUGUGGGCAUUGUGACUUUAGACGGCGUUGUGUUGGCCACCCAGAAGAGGUUGAAACUGAAGUAUGCCAUCGGCGAGUCGGUGGAGAAGGUGAAAGAAAUCGGCUCCACCAUGGGCAUUACCUUUUCCGGCCUGUUUCCCGACUUUCGCAUCAUCACAAAGCUGUACCGCAAGACGAUUGCCGAGUUCAACCUCGUUCACGACCAUCCAUUGCCAGUGCACUGUCUAAUGAGAUCCGUGUCCACUUCCAUGCAGGAGCUGACCCAGUCGACGGGAGUGCGUCCCUUCGGCUUAUCCCUGCUGCUCGCCGGCUUUUCGGAUAAUCGUGGCCAGCUCUACUUCAUGGAUGCCGCUGGCAGCAAUUCGGCCUACAAGGCCUGCGCCAUCGGCCGGCAUAUGCACGAGCGCACGCUCUUCCUGGAGAGAAAGUACCGCAAGCGCAUGGAUGCCGAAGACGGAGUAUCGUUAGCAGUUCAGUCCCUGAUGCUGAGGAGCCCAAGGGGACUAUCCGCCGAUCAGAUGGAGGUUGCGGUUGUCGAGGACUACGGGAUGUAUCGCAUUGAUGAGGAGACUGUUGCCAAAUAUAUGUAAAAUGACAGUUAGGCUAUGUGAAUUGUGGAGCGGUGGAAAUGAAACAUAGCACAAUUCACAAUCCGAUUCGAACGGGUGGGAUGAAACAUUUAUUUUACAAUUUACGGGAAGUUAGGAAUGACUGGAAUGAAACAGCGGUGUACUACAAUACAAUCCAAACGGAGAAACUACAUGAAACAUUUAAGACAAUUGAGACAACGUUGGAUGUGAAACAGGUGGAAUAAUAGAAGUGAAGGAAAUUAAAUACAGCACGGAUGGAAUGAAACACAUAAUACAAUUUAUGAGCAGCUCAAGAUGAGAGGAGCGAAGUUUUUGGUAGAGCAAGCCUAGCAUGGAAGACUUUGGUAGACACAGAGAGAAUGAAACAUGGGAUAGGAUGAAACAUUGGACGCUUUUUACACUUUUAAAUAUUGCAAUUCUCUUACCUUCGAUUAGUCGUGGAACACUUGGAAUGAAUGAAACUUGUAUUAUUUCUACUCAAUUGGGCAUAUACCAUAUAUUUCAAAUACAUACAGACCUGGGAGACGACUGCACAUGGAACACUGAAAUGUAACCGACAUUAGUUCAACUAAUGUUGGGCACUUAAAUAACAUUAGAAUAGAAUACAUGUAUUCGAGCAAAUGCAAAAAACAAUGAAUGUACAAAUAAAUCAGUCAACCAGCUGGAAUGAAACAUCAACUUUUUUAAUUCCUAUUUCUAAGAAUUUUCCAAGAGCGAAAUGAAACAAAUGCGAAGCGCGAUAAGCUA